CGUUAAAUGUAUGACUGGUCGAUGGUCUUGUUUUUUUGCUUGCGAAGCAAUAGAUGAUAUGGAGGAAAAUAAGCGGCGGUAACGAGCUAACCACCGGCAGCAAUGUUAAAAUAAUAAUUCAGAGUUCUUAUUCUUUAACUGAUUCACAAACAAUUACAACAGUUACCUUUUAAUUAUUCCACCUAAUCUAAUUUCCCCUUAACCCUUUCUUUCUUUCUUUCUUCUAUCUCUUUUUCUUCGAACCCUAUGGUGUUGAUCAACUGAUUCUCUCAAUGUCCACCCUGAUUCUUUUCAUCUUCUCUUCCCUCGCCUAUUAAGAAAGGCACCUCUUUUUUUUUUUUUUUUUUCUUUCAUAAAAUCAAAUCUUAUACAUACAAAUUCCACCACACGCACACGCUCUCUCUGUUUCCAAUUUCUGUUUCUUUUCCUUCUUUUUUUUUUUUUUCAAAAUUUCCUUCUUUACUUCUUCCAAAAAUUCCACUUUAUAUCCCAGUUAUAAUAAAGAAGGAAUCACACCCAUCAAAGAAAAGACACCCUUUUGUUUGAAACUCUUGUUUCAAGAAUGAAGAAAACAAAAUUUUGAAUACCCAUUUGCGAAUAAAGCCUAAUUUUUGGGCAAAAAAAAUUGCAUAUUUGUCUUUGUUGUUUUAUGAAUGGACAUAGAUAGCAUUGAAAGUGUUCCAUCCCCAGAUUUGAUAGAUGAGGAUGAGAUCCAUCACCAUAUCCAUCAAUUCCCUGCAGUCCCAAAGGCUCAAAUCAAUAUCAACAACACCAAUAACAACAGCAAUGGUAAUAGUGUUUCUUCAGCAAUUCAAUCCAUCAGUGUCCAUGAGCUUCUUGAAUGUCCUGUUUGUACCAAUUCUAUGUACCCUCCCAUUCAUCAGUGCCAUAAUGGACAUACACUUUGUUCAACUUGUAAAACAAGGGUCCACAACCGCUGUCCAACUUGUAGGCAAGAGCUCGGCGAUAUUAGAUGUCUAGCAUUGGAAAAAGUGGCUGAAUCACUUGAACUUCCUUGCAAAUAUAUGUCACUUGGAUGCCCAGAGAUUUUUCCUUACUACAGUAAGCUCAAACAUGAGGCCCUUUGUAACUUCAGGCCAUACAACUGUCCAUACGCUGGAUCUGAGUGUGCUGUUGUUGGCGACAUCCCAUUCCUUGUUGCUCAUCUGAGAGAUGACCACAAAGUAGACAUGCAUUCUGGAUGCACUUUCAACCAUCGUUACGUCAAGUCUAAUCCCCGUGAAGUAGAGAAUGCAACGUGGAUGUUGACUGUUUUCCAUUGUUUUGGUCAGUACUUCUGUCUGCAUUUUGAAGCUUUCCAGUUAGGAAUGGCACCUGUUUAUAUGGCAUUCCUUCGUUUCAUGGGUGACGAGACAGAUGCACGUAAUUACAGCUACAGCCUGGAGGUUGGGGGUAAUGGCCGGAAACUCAUUUGGGAAGGAACCCCACGAAGUAUUAGAGAUAGCCACAGGAAAGUUAGGGAUAGCCAUGAUGGUCUCAUUAUUCAGAGGAACAUGGCCCUUUUCUUCUCAGGAGGUGAUAGGAAAGAGUUAAAGCUUCGAGUGACAGGACGCAUAUGGAAAGAACAGCAGAACCAAGAAGGUGGGGCAUGCAUACCCAAUCUCUGCAGUUAGCGUUUUCCCAUUCUCACUCUCACUCUCACUCACUUCUCCCCCUUCUUUGCUGCCCCUUUUGUAAUAUUAGCAUUUGCGGAUAAUCUUCCAGCAUCCAUAUGUAUGUAUCCUGGGGGCCUAAGCUUUACAAAUUGUCAAUAGCCUACCAAGAAGAAAGGUUAUUUCUAGCUGUCUUGAAUUUUAUCAUUUUAGCAGCUGCGUGGUGUGCUUCAUAUUGUAAUUAUCCUGUUUUGGAUGCAUACUGAAGUUACUGCUAUAAAUAGCCAAAUCGUUUCUUUUUUCGUAUAGCA
This is a messenger RNA of Ricinus communis (castor bean), 1924 nucleotides long. RefSeq names its product E3 ubiquitin-protein ligase SINAT3. Gene Ontology annotation, cellular component: cytoplasm. Gene Ontology annotation, molecular function: zinc ion binding; ubiquitin protein ligase activity; protein binding. The transcript has 3 exons. The coding region runs from base 654 to 1634 and encodes 326 amino acids. Gene Ontology annotation, biological process: multicellular organism development; ubiquitin-dependent protein catabolic process. The record is from RefSeq and is a predicted model, not a curated record. Lineage: Eukaryota; Viridiplantae; Streptophyta; Magnoliopsida; Malpighiales; Euphorbiaceae.